Molecule: messenger RNA, 1108 nt
Organism: Pseudogymnoascus destructans
Lineage: Eukaryota; Fungi; Ascomycota; Leotiomycetes; Thelebolales; Thelebolaceae
Exons: 2
Coding region: 1-1104 (367 amino acids)
Source: RefSeq, a predicted model, not a curated record
AUGUCUGAAUCUUGGGCAAAGAGCGAAUCAUCGGGUCAGGCGACCGGUUCGAUUUAUGCAUCAACAAUUCUACAAUCUGCAAUACAAAUGCAGAUAGCUACGAAGGAAGGUGUAGAAAGCCAAGAAGAUAUAGAGACUUCGCCUUCAUAUGUUGGCUGGGCAAAGUUCAUCCAUGAUAUCGGCAGCAACCAGGUAGAUCGAAUGUUUUGGCGCCACAAGAUUGAAUUUUCUGCCCAGGACUAUCUGUGGGGUUCUAACCACGAGAGCGUAUCCAACCUACCAAUGGUCGAUUACAAGUCGAAGUGGGAGAUGCUGAAAGUAAUUCCAAUCGAUACAGCAAACCCCAUGAGAAACCGAGCUCCGAAUGCCAAUGUCGGAGGCAGCAUGGCUUCAUUAGGCGUUGGGGAAUAUGGAUCUACGACUUUAGGACAGGCGUUCCCAGGAAACUUUACGAACAUUGUGGCCGAACAAGCAAGACAGUAUCUGAUGAGCUUCCCUGGAAAUGAUGCAUCAGGAUCCAAUCCGCAGCAUAGUUGGUUUCGACGUAUAGCUAGAGGGCAGAUUACCGACAGCGAACACCUCGAAAUAUUAUCUGACGAGCUAUGCUACAGAAAUGCACUGACUGGAGUAGCCACAAGAUAUAAGGCCUUUCUUGAACUACAAAUGGAGGAUGCCCAUCUAUUCGACACCUGGGCAUGGGUACAGGAACAAGAACCUAAUGAGCAAUGGGACCGCUUCUCGAAAAUCCACGAUGCGAUCCAUGAUGCCUCAAUUUUCGGCCACCCAGCACCAAGUCAAGGCUUCUUUUUUGCUAAACCUACAGAAUACUUAGCAAUUGCAUUUGUUAAAUCAGGCCGAUCUAUGGAACAAGUCCUUGCUGAGAUUAAGAAGUUGGCAGCUUUUCGGGGUGUUAUGGUGUCGUUUGUCCAAAAACCAAUCCUCGAUAAUCCCGAGGUUCAGAGGCGAAACAACAGAUUUUUCCGCACCUUUACCCGCCUCGGGCAACGGUUGAGAUCACUCUCCCCGGGAAAAAACAAGGAGAAGACCCCUAAAAAGGAGAGAGAGAAGAAUAAUGGGGAAGCGAGCGGUAGUAAUAGGUUCUAGAUUU